This is a messenger RNA of Bactrocera dorsalis (oriental fruit fly), 5331 nucleotides long. RefSeq names its product protein FAM135B. The annotation marks the transcript as partial. The transcript has 7 exons. Lineage: Eukaryota; Metazoa; Arthropoda; Insecta; Diptera; Tephritidae. The record is from RefSeq and is a predicted model, not a curated record.
CAUUUAAUUUUCGAUUUUCAUUUCUCUUUUGCUCACUUCACUUUUUUCCAGUUGACAGCCGUCACUUGAAGGAAUCCAUUGAACGUGCGGAAUUCUCAUUGCAAUUGGAGUUGUGGUUUGGCGAACAAAACGGCACCAGCGCAUUAUCAUUGGCCUCCACACGCACCUUACAGCUGAAUUUCCAUCCAGGUCGAGGGCUCCAUUACCAUCUACCGGUGCUGUUCGAUUACUUCCACUUGGCCGCCAUUAGCGUUGGCAUCCACGCCAGUUUAGUGGCUUUGCAUCAGCCCUACAUAAAGAAAACACUUUUCCGUUACAUGAAACUCUGCGCGCCUAAAAGCUCGAAAGCUUGGAGCGGCAAGCUGAACUGUCGUGGCAGUAUGUCGCCUGGUCCAUUGGAGGCGGUCUUUUUUGGGCCACAAAUUGUGGGCACCACUAAGUGCAGCGGUGGUCCCGCAGGACGUUUACUGCAAUCACGUCAAAUACAUCACGAAGUGUGUAGCCUACUGUUGGGCGCCAUUGAGAAUCUUAAGGUUACGCUCAACGAGUUCAGCGCAGUGCUUACGAAGAGCAUGAAUAAUCAAAUCGGCUCACCACCAUUACGCGAGAACGAUACCACGGAACGUUUGCAGCAUUUAACCGAAGAGGCGAAGCUACACGACACCGAAGAGGAUUUCGCUAUUCGUGCAAAUUCCGACAUCGCACAGCUAUGCGCCGAGUGUAUCAUGUACUGGCGGCGCGUCUUGCUCGCCUCCUCACAAACGGCCGUGCAUACACUGCUCGCCAAAAAGCAUCAUAUACUGCGUGUACAACGCUUUGCGGAAGGGUUUUUUGUCAACGAAAACCCGCGUCACUCGGCGGCCGGUUGCUAUGACAGCAACUAUCAGAAUUAUGUAGCCAUCGCAGAAAUGGCACGUCGUAGCCGUUAUCUACAGUCGCUGCCACCGCUACCGGUACACUGCACGCCGAUCGAUGGUGAUGCAAGCUCCUUACCAUUGAUAUUUGAAGAUCGCUACAUCGAACCGCCGAACUAUACGCGGCGUCGCACCGGCAGUGAUCCGCAUUUAAAUAGUCACGAGAGUUUGGUGAGCUCUUGUGGCAGCAACACAACGCCCAAACUACCACCGCCGCCAGCAGCGAGCAUGCUCGAUAAGACACACUCAGUUAACAGCCUCAGCGGGCGUAGUACUAAUUCCAAAGAAUGCUCGUGUACCGUUAAUUUUGAUUAUCAGAAUAGUCCCGGCUGUGUGGCUGGCGUGCUGACGCCGCGUUUCGCAUUGGGUGGUGAAGUCUUGCAAGCAAGUCUCACUAUUUCAACCACAGCAGCGACCAAAGUACCGAGUAAUAGCACGCUAAACCAUCGACAGAUGUCGCGGCACUCUGUUACCGGUCUACUUGAGGCUGACGAUGAUACAGUGACUGCAAAGGAAUGCAGUUACAAUGCUAAUAGCACGUUACCAGCGCGACACAGCAAGUCACUGGACCAACUGGAUGGCACAGUCCACAGCACGCCCUCCUUGCGCACACACAGUCACACACAACAGCUCAACAUGCAUGGUUCCUUACAAACGCAAUCAGAUUCAAAUUAUAAACACUUUAGUGAUGGCGCCAGCGUAUCCAGUUUGGCUAACAAGGUCGAACAAUCGGCGACGCGCAAGCAUAAAGCACAAGCUGAAGAUCUCAUGCGUAAUAUCUCGGAGUUCCGUCAGAAGUACAAGAACUGUGAAGAUGGUACACGCUGUGACACCAAACUGCUUUUAAAUGGACACGCUAAGGCCACAAAUAAUCUAGCUGUAAAUGGUUGCAACCGUGCCGACGUAAGCACACUUAACCGGCAGUUAAGUACGGGAAAAUUCGAUUAUUUGCACGAGAUACGCAUGCUGAACUCACCGAAGCAGCUAACGUUAUGCUCACAUUACAACUCGUUGCCAAAAUACAAUGGGAAUGGCUUGAUACCGCCGCGAAACUCAUAUCCACCCAUUAAGUCCAAGAAAAUAAAUGGUUGUAUAGAGAACGAAGCCAAAGCCGCCAAGCACAUAGUGACGCCAAUACAACAACACACAAUACCGCGUAGCAGCUCUUCACAAGCCUUACGUCAGAAGUCCCAAGGCGAUGUAAGCAGUCAAGCAGAGUAUGCGUCAACCAUACCGCGUUCGGUUGAGAUCGCACGGGUGCGUGUGUCUGAUCUCAAAGAAAUGUUGAAGAACGGUACACUCAAAAAGGAGUCAAGUAGUUCUGAAAGUGAUAUACCCUCAAAAGUGCAGUCCUCAAAAAGUAGUGACAAUAAAAUGCUCUCUUCUCUUAGUGUACCAUUUAAAUUAGAGUCGUUGAAUACGACUAGCAGCGAACAGAAUACUAGUGGUUUUAGCGAAUCAUUACCGAAUCUGGCGCCACCACCGCAAUUCGAUGCGAACACGGGGCAAAAGCGCAAACUUGUGCUAAGCAAUUCCACGUCGUCAUUAAGUGAGGAGAGUGGUUGGGUGUCCAGUCGGCGCAGUUCACUCGGUCCAUCUAGUCCAGAAACCAUAACAAAUAACGAAAAAAACGAAAAGAAUGAACAAGCACAUAUCAAUGGUAUGGAGACUCGCCUAAACGGCGAGCAACUACGUCUUAAAUUACAACAACUAUUGGAUCAGCAAGCUCAAAAGAGCAUUAAAAAGCACAGUACAGCAAAACAGUCGAGUCAAAAUCACAAAAACAAUGCCGCGAACAAUGAAAUAUCGAUACAACGUAAGGUCUCAUCCGUAACGCUGAAGAUGAAACCCGAUUUUAACAGAACCGAAUUGCAUUUACGACGCCGUCUGCAGCAUUUAACGAAUGGCGAAUCCACGGAAACGGAUGAUUUAGAAAUACCUGCACGGCGCGAACGUCUAAGACAUGGCAAACACGAGAAAUCGAAAUCAGAUUUCGAUCUAGCCAGUUUAAAAGAAAACACACCGCUAGAGAAUGUGCGCGUACCGCCACCACAGCAGUUCCAAGAUGAUUUGCUGCCACCCGAUGAAUUUCGUGAUCCACCAUUGCCCGGUACACAUGAGAAAUUUACGACAGACACAACGACUCCCACAAAUACAACAACCAUAAUCUCAACAAGACAUAAUAACAAUAAGAAAACUCCUACCACGCAGUCCGGAACGUCGAAAAUACAACCAAGCAACGAUAUCAAGUUGAUGCCGACACAAAUACCUAAAACAAAGCUAAAGCAUCAUCAAAGCUUUAAUAUCAGUCCAAAGAAGAAUCAGAGUCGUCCGUCGCAUACAACAACAGUGCAGACACAAAAACUAUAUACAAUGCAAAAAUCUUCGCCGACGACGACACUUCUUGCGAAACCGUCCCAAAUAAAAGAAAUUGCCACCCCGGAUCAAAGCCUUUUAAAACUCAUGGAGCCCUCGCACGCUAUCGACAACCCAGUCUAUCACAUUUACGAAUCGUUGAAACCCAUCGCCACACCUGCCAUAUUCACAAACAAACCGUUGUUAAAGUCACACAGCAUCUUAGAGCUGAAACAUAGUCAUCAACCGUCGAGUGAACUCUACAACAACCACUGCAGAUCGACACCACAUCAUCACAUCGCCAACGUAAACAAUGGUGUUACGAAUGUGACCCACAAUGGACACGGCCACAGUCAUAUGCACAAUCAUGAGCAUACCAACGAUCACACCAUACAUACGCAUGCGGUUGAACUCACCGAGGACGAAGAUAAGGAGAACACCAGCAACACACAAAAUAAAGCCAUAGUGGCGCGAACCGAUAGCCAAAAGUCGAACAGCUCCAAGGUGUUGGUUAAACGCACAAAAACCGCUGCUGUCGUCGGUAAUGGUCAAGAUUCCAAUGUUUCACUCAUGGAAUUUGAAAAAUAUCGUGAAGAAUUUCGCAAACAGAUCAAAUAUACCGGUAGCAUUUAUUCGGACUUUGCUAAGCUGGCUUCCGAACUGCCAUACUUUAGCAUUUGCGAUGAGUAUCGCGCCUUUUCGCCAAACGGUAUGCAUUUAAUUAUCUGUGUUCACGGGUUGGAUGGAAACGCCGCCGAUUUGCGACUCGUGCGUACUUAUCUUGAGCUCGGUUUGCCCGGCGCUAACUUGGAGUUUCUAAUGUCGGAGCGCAAUCAAGGCGAUACGUUUUCCGAUUUUGAAACAAUGACCGAUCGGCUUGUAGCUGAGAUACUAUAUCAUAUAGAAACAUGUGGUCUGAAUCCAACACGCAUUUCAUUCGUCGCACACUCUUUAGGUACGAUCAUAGUACGUAGCGCUUUGGCGCGUUCGCAAAUGCGUCCAUUACUACCGCGUCUACACACAUUCCUAUCGCUGUCUGGACCACAUUUGGGUACGCUAUACAACACUAGCGGGCUUGUCAAUAUGGGCAUGUGGUUCAUGCAGAAAUGGAAGAAAUCCGGCUCACUUUUACAGCUUUGUAUGCGCGACACAUCGGAUCUACGCAAUACGUUUUUAUAUCGUCUUAGUCAGCGCAGCACCCUGCAUCAUUUCAAGAAUAUACUGCUUUGUGGUUCGAGUCAAGAUCGUUAUGUGCCAGCGCAUUCAGCCCGUCUGGAGCUCUGCAAAGCCGCCAUACGUGAUAACUCCAAUCUGGGCACGGUUUACAGGGAAAUGAUACACAACAUAAUCGCACCGAUAUUGGCUCGCCCCGAAUUGCAGUUAGCGCGUUACGACGUCCAUCAUGCACUUCCGCAUACAGCAAAUACGCUCAUCGGUAGAGCAGCGCAUAUUGCUGUACUCGACUCGGAAUUAUUCAUAGAGAAAUUUUUACUGAUUGCCGGCUUAAAAUAUUUUAGUUAACCAAGAAAUAACUAGAAAUUUACCAACUACAAAUAGAGGGGAAAAAAGUUAGGUAUUUGCAUAAGAAAAACAUGGUACGAACACUUGGGUCACUUGUUAAACCCGGUAUAGUUAAAAGCUAUUUUGUAGUCGUAGUUGUUGAUACACGCUUUAGAGGUAGUUAGGUAUAUAGCUGGUAAGGGAAUCGUCGCAUUACGUAAGAAGAAAAAACUAUAACGAAGGAUUUGAGAAUUGGCUCGGCGUACAAAUUUUAUGUCUAUUUAUUUUGAAAAAAAAUAUAUUUUGUUUGAGGGGCUCUCAUUGUUUUAGCUAUGGGUUUCGAAUUGGGGGACCUACUUAUUCUGCGCGAAGAAAAACUCCUAUAAUUCAAGGCAGUUUUGAAAAUGUUAAGCAUUUCUGUCGUGGUUUAUAUCAUUUUUCGCCUUGGACCAAAAAUAAAUGUGGUCUUUGUAGAAUCUCGAAUAAGAUCUGGUCAAAUUGAUUAUACAUACCAAACACACAACGCUGUAAAGUAGAACGAAGUAGGACAUUGAUUUCAGUG